Molecule: messenger RNA, 371 nt
Organism: Poecile atricapillus (Black-capped chickadee)
Lineage: Eukaryota; Metazoa; Chordata; Aves; Passeriformes; Paridae
Product: myosin regulatory light chain 11
Exons: 3
Biological process (GO): skeletal muscle tissue development
Cellular component (GO): cytoplasm
Molecular function (GO): calcium ion binding
Source: RefSeq, a predicted model, not a curated record
CUCCCCCCCCCUCCAGGAGCGGACCCCGAGGACGUCAUCAUGGGCGCCUUCAAGGUGCUGGACCCGGACGGGAAAGGCUCCAUCAAGAAGAGCUUCCUGGAGGAGCUGCUGACGACGCAAUGCGACCGCUUCACCCCCGAGGAGAUCAAGAACAUGUGGGCCGCCUUCCCCCCGGACGUGGCCGGCAACGUGGACUACAAGAACAUUUGUUACGUCAUCACCCACGGCGAGGACAAGGAAGGGGAAUAAAAACAAUUCCCAGAAAAUCCUGGAAUUCCCAGAAAAAUCCCGGAAUUCCCAGAAAAAUCCCGGAAUUCCCAAAAAAAUCCCGGAAUUCCGGAGCCUCGGGAAAUAAAGAAAGAAAUUUUCCA